AUGGCGCUGCGGUCCCUGCUGGCUGUGGCAACGGAUGCAGGGAGGGAAGCCAGGUCUUCACGGCUGGAAGAUCAGUCCUUGGAUAACCUCGAUUUUCAGAACAGCCGAGAGCUGGAGUCCUCUCAGGAGUUCUGCUGCGAGUUUCCCCCUCUUAGCCUGCCGGGCGUUGGCUCGGGCGGCAGCCGCGGCGGCAGGAUCUUCCGCUCGUCUGAUUUCGCCAAGCAUUUUGUCCAGACAGAUCUGCCCUUCCACCCCCUGGUGCAGAUCACCUACCACCCCCAAAACUCGGACUACCUGCUGGCCCUCAGCACCGAGAACGGCCUCUGGGUCUCCAGGGAUUUCGGAGAGAAGUGGGAGGAGAUCCACAAAGCCGUCUGCCUGGCCAAAUGGGGUGCAAACGACACCAUCUUCUUCACCACCUACCUGAACAACUCCUGCAAAGCUGAUCUGGGGUUACUGGAGCUAAAGAAAACCUCCGACUUCGGCAAAGCCUUCAAGGUCAUCGGCACCAAGAUUUAUUCCUUCGGGCUGGGAGGACGCUUUCUUUUUGCCUCCGUCAUGACAGAGAAGGGCAACACGAGGCGCAUUCAUGUCUCACUCGACCAAGGUGAGACCUGGAACAUGGCCCAGCUCCCCUCCGUCGGGCACGAGCAGUUUUACUCCAUCCUGGCCGCUAACGAUGACCUGGUGUUCAUGCACGUGGACGAGCCGGGCGACACGGGGUUUGGCACCAUCUACACCUCCGAUGACCGCGGCAUCGUCUACUCCAAGUCCUUGGAGCGGCACCUCUACACCACCACCGGUGGGGAGACCGACUUCACCAACGUCACCUCCCUGCGGGGCAUCUACAUCACCAGCGUCCUCUCCGAAGACAACUCCAUCCAGUCCGUGAUCACUUUUGACCGUGGUGGGGAGUGGGUGCCGCUGAGGAAACCCAAAAACACCACCUGCGACUCCACAGCCAGGAGCAAGGAAGAGUGCAGCCUCCACAUCCACGCCUCCUACAGCAUCUCCCAGAAGCUGAACGUCCCCAUGGCUCCCCUCUCCGAGCCCAACGCUGUCGGCAUCGUCAUCGCCCACGGUACCGAGCCUCAGCGGGGCGGGUGGCGGGGACAGAGAGACCGUCCAGGGGCUCGCCCCAUGAACGUCAGCGUCUGGGGCUUCCGGGAGAAUUUCCACUCCCGCAAGUGGGUCUCCUACACCAUCGACUUCAGCGAGCUGCUCAGCAGGACCUGCGAGGACAAGGACUACACCAUCUGGCUGGCCCACUCCAGCAAUCCCAGUGACCCCAGUGACGGCUGCAUACUGGGCUACAAGGAACAAUACCGGCGUCUCCGCAAGUCCUCCGUGUGCCAGAACGGCCGGGACUACAUGGUGACCAAGCAGCCAUCCGUCUGUCCCUGCACACUGGAGGAUUUUCUCUGUGAUUUUGGCUACUACCGCCCGGAGAACCAGUCUGUCUGCGUGGAGCAGCCGGAGCUGAAGGGACACGACCUGGAAUUCUGCCUCUACGGCAGACGGGAGCUGCUCAAGACCAGCGGGUACCGGAAAAUCCCUGGGGACAAGUGUUUGGGAGGGGAGAGCCCGAGCCGGAAGGAGACGGACAUGAAGAAGAAAUGCACCAGCAACUUCCUCAACCCCAGCCAGCUGGCAGCGUCCACCAGCUCCACCCCCAUCAUCCUGGCCGUGGUGGCCGUGCUCCUCGUCACUGCCGUGGCCGGAGUCCUCCUCAUCAAGAAAUACGUCUGCGGGGGCAGGUGA
Egretta garzetta (little egret) is the source of this 1761-nucleotide messenger RNA. It is a transcript of the gene SORT1, whose product is annotated as sortilin 1. Gene Ontology annotation, molecular function: protein binding. Gene Ontology annotation, cellular component: membrane; Golgi apparatus. The transcript is spliced from 15 exons. NCBI's taxonomy places the organism in Eukaryota, Metazoa, Chordata, Aves, Pelecaniformes, Ardeidae. Gene Ontology annotation, biological process: vesicle organization; endocytosis; Golgi to endosome transport. The record is from RefSeq and is a predicted model, not a curated record. Bases 1 to 1761 code for a protein of 586 amino acids.